Molecule: messenger RNA, 897 nt
Organism: Exophiala bonariae
Lineage: Eukaryota; Fungi; Ascomycota; Eurotiomycetes; Chaetothyriales; Herpotrichiellaceae
Exons: 1
Coding region: 1-897 (298 amino acids)
Biological process (GO): regulation of cyclin-dependent protein serine/threonine kinase activity
Cellular component (GO): cyclin-dependent protein kinase holoenzyme complex; nucleus
Molecular function (GO): protein kinase binding; cyclin-dependent protein serine/threonine kinase regulator activity
Source: RefSeq, a predicted model, not a curated record
AUGGUCGACGCCUCAACACAGUAUUCGCCUCCCCAACCGAGAGAACCCGCAUCCCUAUCGGCCACCACCGCACCCACAGGCCCAUCCCAGACUCCCACUUCCACCAUUGCCGCCUUACAGAUCUCCGAGACUGACGACCAUCGCGAUAAUAAUGACGACGACGACGACGACGACGAAGAUGAUGAUGACGACUCGGCCGAGCCCUCAUCACCUCACCCCGUGGCGCUCAAAUCUGACGUUGCUCACCCACAUCCACAAGCCAAGAGGCACGCUGCGGAUUCGGCCCUUACGGCUCCACUCCCUAUCAACGGUAGCCAUGUAGAACAAGACUCCCAAGAUCAUUCUCCUAUCAAGAAACCCCGCCCCGAUGCCCCUCCCGCCCGCAAAAUGCCGCGCCUAUAUGAACUCUGCAACACUCGAGACCUGGUGGUUUUGAUCUCCUCCAUGCUCAUGGAGCUCAUCCGCUAUAACGACGCCAUCCCUCUACGAGAAGGCCAUCUGACUCGCUUUCACUCCCGGGCACCUCCCGCCAUCUCGGUCCUUGAUUACCUACAGCGCUUGACAACUCAUGCUACCUUACCUCCACCAAUCCUCUUGAGUAUGGUAUAUUAUAUCGACAGACUCUGCACUCUUUAUCCGGCCUUCACCAUUACGAGCCUGACUGUCCACCGCUUUCUCAUCACCAGUGCUACGGUGGCCAGCAAAGGAUUGAGUGACUCGUUCUGGACCAACAAGACCUAUGCGAAGGUCGGUGGAGUCAGUAUGAAGGAGCUGGCGCUUUUGGAACUCGAGUUUUUGACCAAGAUGGAAUGGCGCAUUGUUCCAAAACCCGAGGUCCUCUCCGACUACUACAAGUCUCUCAUUGGGCGGAAUUCUCAAUACGAGCUUGACACAUAA